AUGGAAAUCACAGAAGAAUAACUCAUUCAAGAAGCAGUGAAAGCCAAAGAAAGAGCAUAUUGUCCAUAUUCAAACUUUAGAGUAGGAUGCUCCUUGUUGACCAAAAACAAUAAAUUAUAUACAGGAUGUAAUGUUGAAAAUGCAAGUUAUGGUCUCUGUGUUUGUGCUGAGCGUGUAGCCAUAUGCAAAGCAGUAAGUGAAGGAGACCGUCAAAUUUCAACUAUUGUAGUUUCAAGUGACACUGAUGAGCCCACAUUCCCUUGUGGUAUGUGUAGAUAAACAAUCAUUGAAUUUUGUUACCCUGGUAACGAUAUUAAGAUUAUCGCAAUUGGAAAGGAUCAUACUAAACCAAAAUAUUCAAAGGGCACCGAAGUUAUACCGUUUGCAUUUGUUCCUAAAGAUCUCAAUGUAGAUCCUUAAUUGGAAUAAAAAUGACAAAAUAUUUAAUAAGAAACAA
Molecule: messenger RNA, 457 nt
Organism: Paramecium tetraurelia
Lineage: Eukaryota; Ciliophora; Oligohymenophorea; Peniculida; Parameciidae
Exons: 3
Cellular component (GO): cytosol
Molecular function (GO): zinc ion binding; cytidine deaminase activity
Source: RefSeq, a predicted model, not a curated record